GACUACAACAAAGGGCGGCGGGUGGCGGGCGUCAGUGACCGCGUCUCCCGGUGCUCUUCUCAGGCCGAGCCCUGGCCCCCCGCCUGCCCCGCUCCAGAUGAAGUGUGAGCACUGCACGCGGAAGGAAUGUAGUAAAAAAACAAAAACCGAUGACCAAGAGAAUGCAUCAGUCGACGUACCAAGUCUGGCCCUGGAGAACGGAGAGAAGGGAGAAUUCCAUAAGUUGGCUGAUGCCAAGAUAUUUCUGAGUGACUGCCUGGCGUGUGACAGCUGUGUCACUGCAGAGGAAGGGCUCCAGGUCUCCCAGCAGAACGCCAAGGACUUCUUUCGAGUUCUGAACCUUAAUAAGAAAUGUGAUACCUCACAGCACAAGGUGCUGGUGGUGUCGGUGUGUCCUCAGUCUCUGCCUUACUUUGCUGCCAAAUUCCGCCUCAGUGUGACUGAUGCAUCCAGAAGACUCUGCGGCUUCCUCAAAAGUCUUGGGGUGCACUAUGUCUUUGACACAACGAUAGCCGCAGAUUUCAGCGUGCUGGAGAGUCAGAAGGAAUUUGUGCGUCGCUUCCGCCAGCACAGCGAGGAGGAGCCUGCGUUGCCCAUGCUCACCUCCGCCUGUCCGGGCUGGGUCCGAUAUGCCGAGCGGGUGCUGGGCCACCCUGUCACCCCCCACCUCUGCACCGCUAAGUCUCCCCAACAGAUCAUGGGCUCUCUGGUGAAGGAUUACUUCGCUAGACGGCAGAACCUGUCCCCAGACAAGAUUUUCCAUGUUAUCGUGGCCCCUUGCUACGAUAGGAAACUGGAGGCCCUUCGAGAAGAUGUUCCCACAGCUUUGCACGGCUCCCGGGGUGCUGACUGCGUACUAACCUCAGGUGAAGUCGUUCAGAUAAUGGAGCAAAGCGACCUCGUGGUAAAAGACGCUGCCGUUGAUACUCUGUUCGGAGGCCUGAAGGAGGAGGAGGUGAGGCGCCAUGAUGGAGCCAGCUCCGACGGGUACCUGGCGCACGUCUUCAGACACGCCGCCAAGCAGCUGUUUGACGAGGACGUGGGGGAGGUCACCUACCGCACCCUGAGGAACAAAGACUUCCAGGAGGUCACCCUUGAAAAGAACGGGGAGGUUCUGUUACGCUUUGCUGCUGCGUACGGCUUUCGAAACAUCCAGAAUGUGGUUCUGAAAUUGAAGAAGGGCAGGUUCCCGUACCACUUUGUGGAGGUGCUCGCCUGCGCCGGGGGGUGUUUGAACGGCAGGGGCCAAGCCCAGGCGGAGGAUGGGCGCGCAGACAAGGCGCUGCUGCGGCAGAUGGAGGGCAAGUACGCGGACGUCCCCGUGCGGCCCCCUGAGACCAGCGCCCACGUGCAGGAGCUGUACCGGGAGUGGCUGGACGGGGCCGACUCCCCCAGGGUCCGGGAGGCCCUGCACACCGUGUACCAGGGCCCGGGGCUCCCUGCCGCCAGCCGAGACAUCAAGUGGUGAAGUCUCUUCCAGCUGCAGCAAAGCCCCCCGGUGGCCAGGGCCCAGGAUGACAGACCAGGUGUGAUCACACGAGGUGUGGGGUCUCAUCUGCAGCACAUCUUGGGGUUAUGGCCACCUUUGUCCUAACUCCAGCCCUACGUGCAGAGAAGAGGGGGAGGCCCCACAGUCAAGCUGGGCUGGUUCACAGUGUCUGGUGGGCAGUGGUGGGGCCCACCAUGAGGAGGAGGGCCGAGUAAGUCCAGAUUCACGUUGCACCCAGGACCCGCUCUACAGAAUGCUGUCACUGGAGCCGUGGUGCUGCUAGCACCUCCUGUGGACCAUGACCGUGUCCGGCAGCUUUGUGUGCAUGGUGGCCGUCUUGAAUAGCUCUGCUCUCCAGUGCCCUGCAGAGCCCAGAUUUUUCCAUUGCACUUCCGCCUGGCCUUGGCCCGUGGGCCAGUCCCAGCCGUUGUAGACCCUGGUUCUUCUUCCUCGACUCUGCUGGACUGCGGAUCGGAACUCAGCCAUUGUCUACACCAUCAGUUUGAUGCUGGCCUAGGGUGUGGAGCAGGGGCACUGCCUGUGUGCCGGCCCCUGUGCUGCUGACCUGAUGGUGUUCUCUGACCUCAGCUGCUGGCCCAAAGCUGAGCCUCUGGCUUCUGGACACUUGGUAUUUACAACAUCACCUCCUUUCCCUCAGGCAUUGCCUUUGUUCCCAAUCGGAAACAGGCAGAGCAGUUAAAACAGAUUUUUUAUGCACAAAUAGGGAAAUCUCUACAGGCACGUCACCAAGGAGCCCUCACAGUAGGCCCCUGUCAUAAUCCACGAGCAAAUGUGGGGGCUGGGCUCUUCUGGGGUGCUUGCCUGGGCCUCAAACCAGACAUGAGCCCAUUUGCACAAAGACCAGGGGGGAACAGGAAUGAGGAGAAGGUUGAGCCCCGGGGCUCUGCAGCUGGCAGGAGCAGGACUGAAAUCCCAUCUGUGCAGCAGAGUUGUCAUGGACCCAAGGACCAGCUCCUCCCGCUCCCCUCAAGAGGACAGGGUCUUGCCAAGGUCACGUGGGAACAGACACAGAGGUAGGCCCCCGGCCCUUAACUCAGGAUUUGUAUGGAUCUGCUUUAAUAAUGAAAAGAAUUCACGUUUCCUGGCAGUGACAGUAUGAGCCCCUUUUGGUCUCCCUUUUUAAAAGCCAAGCUAGAGAGAGGAAGUACACGUUAAAAAGAGCAGAGAUCAGGAAAUCUCUAACAUGUUCCCUCUGCGGGGGUCGGGGGAUGGGCAGGAGCCCUGCUGGGCCACCCACACAACCCCACUCAGAGGUCUGGACCUGGAGGGUCCCUGGAAAGGUAUGUGCCCAAGUGGAAGCAAUAAGAGCCCCAGGCCUCUGUGCACCCUGAGGGCAGACUCGCCCCUGCACCAGACCAUGUCCUCUAAGCCACAGGCAGCAGCGCAUAAGGACUAGGGGUGUCCUGGUGGACAUACAAGGAAAAGGUGACCGGUGACUGAGGAGGGGCCAGUGGCGUCAAAUGGAGACUGCAGCCAGGGGUCUCCACGUGAGCUCCAAAGUGGAGACCCUGGUCUGGGAAGCACCAGGCUGUCCUGCUGAGGGCUGCAUUGCCCGCUACCUGGCACUGGGAGGACACAGAAGGGUCACAGGUGAGGCAGGUUCCACCGAGAUUUGAACUCGGAUCGCUGGAUUCAGAGUCCAGAGUGCUGACCGUUACACCAUGGAACCAUAAGACACCAGGGCUGCCGUCAGGCUACCCUUGGUCUGAGGGCACUGAGGGAAGAGACACCAAAGUGGGGAUCAAGGGAAGGGGGACAAAAAAGAAUGGUGUCGGUCCCACCGAGAUUUGAACUCGGAUCGCUGGAUCCAGAGUCCAGAGUGCUGACCAUCAUACCGUGGAGCCGGCUGCUGCCGUGGGCCCUGCACACCCUGACAGGGAGACAGAAGGGGACACGGAGAGUGAGGUCUGCAGGCUGCUUCCCGGAAAAAGAUGAGCCUGUAGCCGCGGAUGGUGUCGCUCCAUAGAGCCCUGGGUUAUGGGCCCAGCACACUCCCAAUGAGCCACUCUGCUGCCCAGGCCCCGAAUGUGACAGGUCCGAUGGUCACAGCCCCUCCGGGCCAGGGGAUGAGAAUGGCAGGCUCCUAGAGGGGCCGGAAGAGGGCAAGGCAAGUGCCCAUGUACAAAUACAAGUGGAUUUCUGCUUUCCCUCCUUCAGUUUCCCGUGGAAAGAAAUCUCUGAAUUCAUGUCCUUUUGUGCUGUUAAAAACAAACCAAAAAGUCAAGAAACACAACGUUCAUAGCCCAGAGUGUCCGUGUCCCUGGGCAGUGGCGGCAGGUUCUGUGCUGCGGUGAUGGUGGUUGGAUUUUGGAAAGGAACAAAAACAAUGUUUUUCCCCAUCAUUUGAAAAGGACUCCUAAUUUGCAUGAUUAUGAAUAAACUGUUCUUUUAAUUCUA
Molecule: messenger RNA, 3907 nt
Organism: Lynx canadensis (Canada lynx)
Lineage: Eukaryota; Metazoa; Chordata; Mammalia; Carnivora; Felidae
Gene: NARF
Product: nuclear prelamin A recognition factor
Exons: 12
Coding region: 98-1468 (456 amino acids)
Cellular component (GO): lamin filament
Molecular function (GO): lamin binding
Source: RefSeq, a predicted model, not a curated record